This is a messenger RNA of Frieseomelitta varia, 2351 nucleotides long. RefSeq lists its product as uncharacterized. The transcript has 13 exons. The coding region runs from base 118 to 2304 and encodes 728 amino acids. Gene Ontology annotation, molecular function: calcium ion binding. The record is from RefSeq and is a predicted model, not a curated record. NCBI's taxonomy places the organism in Eukaryota, Metazoa, Arthropoda, Insecta, Hymenoptera, Apidae.
AUAUUCAUGUUUAUACCUAUAUUUUUAUAUAUUACAUGUAUUGUAAAAUUACAAGACUGAAAUAUUUGCUUGAACUCUUUAAUUGAAGAAUAUAUUUAUAUAUUUUAAGUUGUCCAAAUGCCUGAAGAGCAGAAGAUUUUGAGGCUACAAGAUGUUUGGCGUACUUGUAAUAAAAUACGAGCGGCGAUAUUUCGCGUGGGUUUUAACUUAUGGGAUUUUUACAAACCGUUAGAUCCUAAUAAUAAUUGUUUAAUUUCAGAAUCAAAAUUUAUUUCUGUAUUGGCUGGACCGUUGAAGGAUAAAAUUGGUUUAUCUGAUAAAGAGAUUUGCGAUUUGGCCGAUUAUUUUCGCGUUCAAGAUGGCCGAAUAUUUUACACACAGUUUUGCCAAAUAAUUCACGAUAGUGUUCCUGAAUUUGAUAAAAAUGAACCGCUUGUAACUGGUUUGGAGUGGGAAGAUCCAGAGCAUGUAAAUCGAAUAAGUGCAACAGAACAUCGAAAAUUAUGUCUUAUACUCACUCAAAUUGCAGUUCUUGUAAACAAAAGAAAAUUGGUGUUGAGACCUUACUUUCAAGAUUACGAAUUGAUUGCAAAAAAUGCUGGAACUAUAACUUUCACGCAUUUUGGACGAAUCUUACAAUUUUUAGGUAUCGUUCUUGCUUCUGAAGAAUUUUGUUUACUUGUAAAGAGAUUCGCAAAAGAUGCUUAUACGAUUAACUAUGUGGCCUUCUUGAAAGCGAUUGACGAAAUUCAAUCUUACUUUGAUAAACAUCAAAUGCUGGCCCUUGGUGGAGAAUUACUUGAUCAAUUUCCUGGUCGAAUUAUCACGGCUGAAUUACCGAAACUUCCAAGACCGGAAAUUGGUAAAGUCAUGCCAAGUAAAGUGUUUGAGAAACAAGUAGUGUUUCAUCCGGUGAUGGAAGAACAAAGAGGUACAAUGCCUUUAAUGGAAGUUAUUCAACGUAUUCAAAGACAUAUCUUUGAAAAUCGAAUACGUAUUUCGGAAUUUUUUAAGAACUUCGAUCCUUUGAAUGCGGGCAAAACGACGAUUUCCAACUUUAAACGAGGAUUAGAUGGCCUUCAGAUUUCGAGCUUAGGACGUCUCUAUCUUGCAGAAACGGAAAUUGACGCGCUUGUUACGCUUUACAAAGACCCAAAUGACCCAGACCGUGUUUGUUGGCGAACAUUUGAAGACGACAUCGAUAAAGUAUUUACUGUGAAAGAACUUGAAAAGUUGCCCACUUUGAAAGUUGAAGUGCCGCCAAAAGAAAUAGCAGAACUAAGUCGAAAAGGAGCGUCUCAUUGGCUAUGUGAAGGAAAAGACAUAAGAGAUCUUUGUGAAAAAACAUUAUUAAAAAUUCGACAUCGAGUCGAGGAAAGGAGAAUUUUAAUAAAACAAUUUUUUAAGAAUUACGAUCGACAUAACAAAGGUCACGUAUCACGUUCGCAAUUACGCCAAGUUUUAAGCACCGCAGCGGUAUUACUUUCUGAAGAAGAAGAAUUUGCAUUAGAACGGAGGUAUAAUAAUGAUUUAGGUUUUAAUUAUAAUUGGUUUUUAAAAGAAUUAGAAGCUCAACGAAUCGAAGAUCCCUUGUAUCAUUCCAUGGUAAAAGAAAAAAGGCAAAUCAAUGCUGAGAAACCACCACCGGAAGUCACAGCUGAAGAAACAAAUAUCGUUUUAAUUCUAGCUAAAAUCAAAGCAAAAGUUGUACGUGAAAGAAUAAAGGUUAUCGAAUUCAUGCGUCAAUAUGACGUUCAUAAUGAACACGUUAUAAAAAGAACAGAGUUUCUACGAGGACUGGAUCAAUUACGUUGCAAUUUGACUUGCACAGAAAUGGGAACUAUUAUGGAUAUUUUCCAAUCACCUUUAAGACCAGAUUGUGUAGACUACGUGAAAUUUGCCGAAAUGGUCGAAGAAGCUGUUACUUUAGGCAGUUUAGAAAGAGCUCCACGUUUAGUACCUGUGCAACAUGUACCCUCGGAAGCCAGUCCUAAGACAUUCUUGAAUUUCGAUGAAAGACAUAUGGUUACAAUGGCAAUAGACAAAUUGAGCAAAAUACAACAACCAAAUCUCGAGGAGUUGUUCAAGAACUACGAUAAAGAGAAUAUUGGCUCAGUUUCGAAAGAGUGUUUAAUCAAAGUUUUAUCUAUCAGACGUAUGUUAGAAUUAAUCACCAACAGAGAACUGGACGCUGUGCACAAAUGUUUCUCUUUAAAAAGAGAUAAUCAACUGGAAAUUGAUUAUCGAGCAUUUUUGCGCGCUUUAUAUUUGAUGCAAGAAAACAGAAAACAUUUGCCGUUUUAGCUCUGUUGAGCAUUAUAAUUAAAAGAAAUAAAAAUUGUUCAUACGUA